AUGUCUCUGCCAUUUAGUUCUUCCAGGAAGAGGAAGUCUCGAAGUAGACAAGAUCGAACUCUAUUGGUUGCUGAGACCCUCGCCAAGUGGGAAGAGCGUAAUGCUCAGCUCGACUCUUGCAAGAGUGAGAUCAAAUCAGUUUGUAAAGCUUUAACUAUUGGAUCAAAGAAGGGAUGUAUAAAGGGAAAUGGAGGACCUGAAAACUCAUCAUGUAAUUACAAAUGUGUUAGGCAGAGGAUAUGGGAUAAAUGGGUUGCAGAGAGUGAGCCAAAGGAUAAAAGACUGUGGCUUGGCACUUCUGAAAAUGUUAUUGAUGUUACCUUGUCUUAUGAUAAAGCUGCAAUAUAUAAGCAUGAAGCUUGUACCCCCAAUUUAAGAAAUGAGGAUGGGGAAGAUGAAGCAGUCACUGAAGCUGCCAUACCAAGUACUAUGCAGCAGGUAGAAGAAGCAAAUGAUGAACGGUAUAGCAUUGAAGAAGAAUCCAAGUGUUUAUGGGAUGAGGUACAAGAGUAUUCUAUGAAUGAAAUGUGGUCUUUGGAUGAAUUUGACGCUCACUUUGAAGGAAGUCCAAUCUGUGAUAUUGAAUCGGUAUUGGGUCAUGAUGCUGGUUAG
Molecule: messenger RNA, 612 nt
Organism: Corylus avellana
Lineage: Eukaryota; Viridiplantae; Streptophyta; Magnoliopsida; Fagales; Betulaceae
Source: RefSeq, a predicted model, not a curated record